UCAUGAUCUAGAAUCUAGUCUAGACUCUUCUAGUAUUAAACUAGAUUUUACUAGCUAACUAGGACUAGAGAUCUAAAUAAUCAAUUAUAUAUUAUAGAUCUAAUAUAUAAUCUAAUUCUAAAAGUCUGUCAAGAUUGACUCAAGAUCCUAAGUAGAAUAUAAACUAUAAAGUAUAAUAACUUAAACUAUUAACUAUCAUCUUAUGAUCUUAGUUAUUAUUAUUUCAUUGUAUCAUCUAGACGAUUCUAGAAAAUUGAACCAUGUUUCGAAGUAGAAUAAAUCAUUUAUUAAGGGCUUACCCAAGUUUGAAUCUUAGAGUUGAAGUACACAAAGAUCAACACAAAGCUUUGGCCUUAUUACCUGGGCUUCGAUUUGACGAUAUCAGUCAUACUGGUCAACCAGAUCUUCAUCGAUUAAUGAACUUGAUUGGUCGAGUAGAACAUGCUGCCCUGUAUGAGAAUAUCAACUCUUUCAUUGACUAUCAAAACUUAGUCCGUAAAGGUAUAGGAAGUUAUGCUAAAGCAGUUGUCAUGGAAAUUCGUAGACACUUUUAUGAGACCACAACUCCCAAGUCUCCAAUUCAGGUUUCUCUUAAAUUAACCGGCAUGAUGGAUACCAUGUACACAGUCCGCAGCAGUGCUACUUUUGGUGGGCGGCAGCGUGCUUCCAUUAUGGUGAAGUCAUGCAACUCCCUUGUUCACCGGGAAUCUGGUUUGACAGAACAAAUUCCAGACUGGUGGAGGCUAAAAUUCCUGCGCCUGCUUCCUGAAAUGCCUGACAAUUACCGCCCAAUCGUACCACCCGAUUCUGUUGGGAAAACAUUUUCUCACCACGUUCUUGUGCCCCUGCGAGACACUGAUACCAGUGGCAGAACAAGGCAUCCAUCAUACACGCGGUAUUUUAUAGACAACAUAAGCAUUGCUGCUAACCGAAAUUUCUACCCCAAUCUGGCCAACUUGUUACACGAUUUUUACGUGAUGAGAAUUUCUGUUGUUCACUUUUCACCAUCUGUGUGGGGUGAUUCAUUAGUUGUGGAAACCUUUCAAGACCCUGCUGAUGAUCUGAAAAUUCAUUGUUUUAUAAGUAAAGAUGGUGCCAUUAAAUGGUAUGGCUGCUUGGAGUAUUAUGAAGCAAUGUUUGAACCUGAAGUAGAGACUCCAGCCUACAUGUUGAACUUUCCAACUUCUGAAAGAUAAUUAUACAUAUAUACAUAUAUAUUGUUUUUUUAUAUUUGGCUUAAAUGUCUUAAAGGUUGAGGCUGUUAUUCUGUACAAAAUGUCUUGUUGGUAUCACAGUUAAAAUAAGAUAAUAUGAUAAAACUUGUCUUUUUUUGUCAAUUAUGUUGUAUUUUUCUCAUUUCAAUAGGUUUAUGUCAUGACAUUUAAUUGAUAGAGAUGGCUGUCUGGUUGUGUAGUAUGAGCUAUAAACAUCCCCAAAUUGAACCCUGUCUCCUUCCAUCCACUGCUGUCCUUUCUUAAACUGUUUGUUGUGUAAAAUAAUGAGAAAAUAACUUUACACAUUGGUAAUGCCUUAAAGUUAGAAACUUAGAACUGAACUUACAGAAGUUAGGGCUAACCCUAACCCUCAAGAUUUUAACUAUUGGACAAUGAUUAGAAUAUAAUUGCCAGUUGAGCUUGCAACAUUUUAAAAAUGCUGCUUGACAAUAUCUUCCCUAUAAAUUUGUUAAGAGAACUUCUGUUAAGUCUGUCUUGGUAUAAGGGCUUAAUUUUCUGAUGCAUCAUGAUAGGCGUUAACUUUUAAAUCUCUAUGUGCUAGAAAGGUUACAACUAAACAACAUGACAUCUGUGAAUCUAUCAAAGAGAAAUGUCAAUGAUGUAAAUAAAAACAAAAUAUUAAAUUCUAAUGUUAAUAGUUAAAAAUAUAUCUUGUAACAUUUAGUCUCAUUUUACAAGACACAGGAUAACCAAUAUUGAUAUAUAUAUGUAUUUGUAAUUUUGUCAUAUUUAUGUAUAAUUGUAAUAUUUUUGCUGUCUAAAAAGAAAUAUAAAAAAAUAAGAUAAAUUUGAGGUUAGUAACCUAUCUUGCAACCAAUAUACAAUUUUGAUUAAUUGAAUUGAUAAGUAUUUGUAUAGAAUUGGUAACAUAUUUGACAUAAUUUGUACUGGGUUACAAUUGCUAUUAUAUACUCACUUGUAUUUUAAAAAAAUUAACAAACUAAAGAUAAAAAUAUGAUAUCAAAGCAUUCCAAUCAAUUUUCAACUUUCGGUUUGGUGGAAGCUGUGUCAGUUGAUAGCAUAAGUCUUGUAAGAUAUUUAAAUGUCAAUUUUUUGUUUAUUACUUGUAUACAUGAAAAGAUUUACUUACUACUUCUUUGAGAAUUUUUUUUUUCACAAACAGCCUAAAACGUUUUUUAAAACAUUUUCUUGUAUAGAAAUGAAACUAAACAGGAAAUAAGUUCAUGAAUCUCAGGAAAUAUACUUGUAUGUUUUACUUUUUAAUUGUCUUUAAGGGAUUUUAUUCUCCUGUGCAUUAUGUCAAGCAAAUCUAAACAAGAUUCAUAAUGUUCACAAUUUUACCAAACUUUUCUAAAGAGUAUUAGAAAUUUUUAAUGAUUACACAGGGAUUGAUGUUUUUCUAUUAAUAGUCCUUAAUAAAUAAAUUGUAAAAAAAAUACAACAAAGUGCUAAAAAAGAUAUUGGCAUUUCUAACAUUCACAUUUUUAAAAACAUUUCUUAGCUGUUUACAUCUGAAAUUAUAAUUCAUGGGAAAGAAAUAAAAGUCCAAAUGUUUUUUUUAUCCAUAUUAAAAAUGAACUCAAAGAAAGUUCCUUUAAGCUAUCUAGGCCAAACAAGAACAUUUGGUGUAUCAGAAAGUCAUUGCAAAUUUUUAUAAAUUAUACUGGUAAGAAAUAGAUCUUUUUCUGCUUUGAGAGACAUUGGUUUCUUGCAAUUUUUUUAGUUUUACAAUGGGAUUCCUUUUUAUUUUCUGGCUGUUUAAAAAGUUUAACUGCAGCCGAUUAAUAUAAUAUAUUUUUUUAAAGUUGAAACCUAUGCAAUGAAUGUUACUUUGAAGUAUUCUUGAACUACUGUGCAUUUUUGAGAGAUCAUUUAUUUGCAUAAACUUAUGUGCAAUUAAAUUCACGCCAAAGAUAUUAACUAUUCAAGAAGAAAAAAGGGAAAGAUAAAUCAUAUUAAUGAAAAGGACUAACAAAAAAAAAAAAUGUUCACCAUAUGACUAUAAAUUUGUGUGUAAUACAGACCCAAUUAUAAACAAAAUGUUAAUGAUA
Messenger RNA from Biomphalaria glabrata, 3247 nucleotides. RefSeq lists its product as uncharacterized. The coding region runs from base 261 to 1196 and encodes 311 amino acids. The record is from RefSeq and is a predicted model, not a curated record. The transcript has 4 exons. Lineage: Eukaryota; Metazoa; Mollusca; Gastropoda; Planorbidae.